Trichomonas vaginalis G3 is the source of this 1011-nucleotide messenger RNA. RefSeq names its product keratin-associated protein family. Lineage: Eukaryota; Parabasalia; Trichomonadida; Trichomonadidae. The transcript has a single exon. The record is from RefSeq and is a predicted model, not a curated record. Bases 1 to 1011 code for a protein of 336 amino acids.
AUGAAUAUCGAAGGUCAUGUCAGAAACUUUGAAGCAUAUGAACUACCAGCAAUGUUAGAUAAAAAAGCAGACAAAGAACAUACACAUAAAUCCUUCACUACUGUUAGAGCAGACGACAUAAUAUUGAACUAUACCCUCGGUUCAAGUGCACCUUUAGAGAAUCCGUGUACAAGCGUAAAAGAUACUCUUAACAAUUUAGAUAACAGAUGUAUGAACAUUGAAGGUCAUGCCAGAAACUUUGAAACACAUGAACUACCAGCAAUGUUAGAUAAAAAAGCAGACAAAACUUAUGUAGAUGAAAAUUAUGCAAAGAAGUCGGAAGUAAAUGCUGCGCUUAAUGGAAAAGCCGACAAGAACCAUACACAUGAAGAAUUUCAAACAAUCAAGAUUAAAGAAAUUAAAGCAUGCAUCAAAAUAGUAACAAAAACAGGAAGAAACGGUGCAACUGUACAAGAACAAAGAAUUUAUCCUCCUACUUUUCCUAAUGGUUUAAUAACAAACAAUAUAAAUAUUGUAGAUGGCAAAGGAUUUAUAAAUGUUAAACAUGAACUUCAAACAAUGAAGACUCAGAUUCUUGAAACCAUAUAUCCUAUAGGCUCUAUUUAUACGUCAAUGAACUCAACAAAUCCAGAAACAGUUUUAGGUUUUGGUACGUGGGAACAGAUUGUAGACAAAUUCUUAUACUGUGCUAACUCUUCAAAGCAAACGGGGGGUUCGAAGAAAAUUAAAGAAGCAAACCUUCCACCGCACACUCAUACUGGAACUACAAACACAACAGGUAAUCAUUCACAUUCAAUAACAAAAAGAGGUUAUACAAAUCUUGCAGCAGGUUCGGAUAGACAGGGAAUGCAUAGAUAUGAUAUUUCAAGUGACCCAGUAGAUUCAAGCGCAGGUAUUUUCUGUGGAACCACAGGAAAUCAUUCACACACUUUCACAACAAAUCCAACAGGCUCGGGUGCAGAUUAUAUGCCACCAUUUGUGACUAUAUUCGCAUGGUACCGCGUUCAAUGA